Messenger RNA from Acanthopagrus latus (yellowfin seabream), 2383 nucleotides. It is a transcript of the gene tnfrsf19, whose product is annotated as tumor necrosis factor receptor superfamily, member 19. The transcript has 10 exons. The record is from RefSeq and is a predicted model, not a curated record. The coding region runs from base 443 to 1570 and encodes 375 amino acids. Gene Ontology annotation, molecular function: signaling receptor activity; protein binding. Gene Ontology annotation, cellular component: plasma membrane. Lineage: Eukaryota; Metazoa; Chordata; Actinopteri; Spariformes; Sparidae. Gene Ontology annotation, biological process: positive regulation of canonical NF-kappaB signal transduction; positive regulation of JNK cascade.
CUCCAGUCUUCCUCAUCUGUCUCGACAUUUUUCGACCCACUGCAUUGUUUCCACAGCGACUCUCCGAGCAAACCCGACUGUAAUCACCGUGUUUGGCUAUCGAUCAGCCUGAUCGCGCUGGGCUCGGCGGGCGCCGCACGUGAUUGGCUCUCCGCGGGAGUCGCUUUGAAGUCGCAGAUCAGAUACACGCGCCUCAGAUCCCUGAAGCCCCCCCCCCUCCUCCACCUCUCUCCCUCCCUCCGCCUUUGAUGUGGGCGCUCAGUUUGUCCUCGAUGUGCCGCCGCUGCUCUGUGCGGAGCAGAGAGGCUGCAGCGCUGACAUGGUGAGCAGACCGGUGCUGGAAACACACCGCUACACCUCUCACCGGUCUGCUGUCGACUUUUAAUAGCCAACACUUCGACCAACAGGCUGCUCUUUAGCAGGUAACAAUCUGCUCAUCAAAAUGGUCUGGAUGCUUCAACACACGGUCUCUCUUCUUCUCGCCGUGCACGUUAUUUAUUCAACUCUGAUUCCUGUGAGUGCCGAGGAGGAGACCAGAGAAUGCAGGGAACAGGAGUACAAGGACCGGUUUGGGAACUGUAAACCCUGCAAGCAGUGUGAUGCAGGACAGGAGCUGUCAAAGGAAUGUGGCUUUGGUUAUGGAGAGGAUGCCCGGUGCGUGCCCUGCCGGAGCAGUCGCUUCAAAGAGGACCGGAGCCUGCAGAAGUGCAAGCCCUGUCUGGACUGUGGACUCAUCAACCGCUUCCAGAAGGGCAACUGUUCGACCACAAGCAACGCAGUGUGUGGUGACUGUCUGCCGGGAUUUUACAGGAAGACCAAAUUAAGUGGUUUCCAGGACAUGGAGUGUAUACCCUGUGGGGACCCUCCACCUCCUUAUGAGCCUCACUGCAGCGGGCGUGUGAACCUGGUGCCACUGCCCGUGGUGGUGACCAGUCCGCGGGACAUGGCCCUGGCCGCAGUCAUCUGCAGCGCUCUGGCCACCGUGCUCCUGGCCCUGUUGGUCCUGUGUGUCAUCUACUGCAAGAGACAGCUGCUGGAGAAGAAGCCCAGCGCGGCCUCUCUGCGGUCCCAGGACUGUCCCUACAGCGGAGCAGAGCUGUCCUGCCUGGACCCACGCUGGCUCCAUGACUUUCCCCAGAGACCCUGCUGCCAGUGUCACCUGGGUCCCGGACACACCUGUGGUCCCGUCCACCUGAUCCCGUCUCUGUGCUGUGAUGAGAGCUGCAGUCUGGGCCGCAGCCAGGACAACAGUCCCUUCCAGUCUCAGAUGAGCCUCAGUGACGGAAAUGCAAACCAGGAUGAGGAAGGCACCCUGACACAGUCGGGAGGACGUUUGGAGUCCGUCUGCAGAAAGGCUGCUGGGAUAAGUUCAGAGUCCGCAGAGUGUUUGGACCUUCUGCAGUGCAACGCGGAGCCUGCGGGGAGACUGGAGGUGGAGGAAGAAGAGCAGAGAGACGAGGAAGGCUGCAGAUCAAGGGAGAGUUCACCUGAGAGGAGCAGGCAGAGCUCCAGUGACGCAGUGACAGAUGCACUUCUUCCCAAACAGCACUCAUCAAGUCAAGAAGGAUGACAUGGAUUUCUUUGGCUCGUGUUCCAACCUUGAACCAACCCGAACUCAACAACAGCCACGGCCAGAUCCCCUAUCAGAUUACUCACUAGUCCCCCCCUUCCAACACACACACACACACACACACACACACACACACACACACACACACACACACAGAUGAGCAGCAGCCACUCUUAAGCAUGCUCGCACCGCCUCUUUGAAAUGCCUGCCGCUGACCUCAGAGCCCCUCGUCAAAGGGUCCAAACAGAAUAUGUACAUACAUGCAAACAAAAGCACUGCUGAGGAAAAGCAAAGCACGAGGGCAUUGGCAUAUACACACACACACACACACACACACAAUGUGAACUUGCUGGCCCAGAAGGUGAAAUCGAAUGAAGUUCAAACGUUGAGGAAUAUUGACUUGAUACGGCGGAGCAAAGUGAAUCAAAGCGCUCGGCCUGGAGAAUGUCUCGCAUCUUGUUGCAUGUAGGAGAACAUUAACUGAACCACUCAUCUAGCAGCUGGUGUUAUGAAGCUUUUUGUGUGUAAAAGGUUUGCAGUUGUAAAAAAAAUUGAGGCGUGAAGAAAAGUGUCAAAAGUGAUUGAGUUGCACAUUGAAGACAAUCUUGAUGAUAUGGAACAAGUUAAGACGAGGAAUGUUUAAAGCGAUAAAUGUGUUUGUAGAUACUGUAAAAUAUGAAAUAGGUCAAUAUUUUUGUAACAUAGACAUGACUGAUGGUAUGUUUGCUUUUCUUCUCCCAGUUAUAGUGUUAAUGGUUGUGAAUGGUCACCUCCACAUAUUGUUUUUGUAAAUAAACCACUUGACCAAGUUUA